AUGACGAACCGCACUGCCCUGGCAGACGCCCAGAUCUUUUGUAGGGACAACCCCAAGAACCCUCUGUGCGACGACGUCCCCAACUUCUACGAGUACCGUCUCGAUCUUGCGCCCAAUGCUGCCUUCCUAGGAAUAUUCGGCGCUUCUCUCAUCGCCUACACUGUCAUAUUGAUCGUUUCCCGGCGCGGCGUGGCGUUCAACAUAGCACUCCUGCUGGGACUCAUCUGCGAAGUAUUAGGCUAUCUGGGCAGGAUACUCAGCUGGCAUAACCCGUGGGACGAAAAUGGCUUCAUGAUUCAGAUUUGCUGUCUGACCAUUGGACCGGCCUUCAUGGCCGCAGGGUGUUAUUUAUGUCUGAGGAGGAUCGUGAGUGCCUUUGGUCCGGAGAAUUCACGACUUCCCCCCGAGUAUUAUACCCGAAUUUUCAUCCCCUGCGACGUCAUCUCCCUCAUCCUCCAAGCCGUAGGAGGUGCCCUCGCCGCUACCGCCGCUCACAGCCAUAACUCCGCUGAUCUCGGCUCAAACAUCAUGAUUGCAGGGCUAGCAUUCCAAGUCGCCACAAUGGUAGGCUUCAUCACCGCCUCCUCCGACUUUGCCUUCCGCACAUACCGUCGCUACAAGGCGCAAGGUUCUGCCGCGCUGUCCCAGGAUCCCGCGCUGGUCCGUAUGCGAAGCACCCUCCGGUUCAAGCUCUUCCUCGGGGCGUUGACGCUCGCCUCGGUGCUUAUCCUCUGGCGGAGUGCGUUUCGUGUGGCCGAGCUGAGUGGUGGGUGGACGGGGCCCAUCAUGGCUGACCAGGCUAUGUUCAUUGGCUUCGAGGGCAUUCUCAUCGUUGUGGCGGUGUAUGCGCUGAAUAUCUUCCAUCCGGGGAUUUGUGCCAAGGAAUUGUUUGAGAUGGGUGGUGGUGGGUUGACGGGGUGUUGGUGCGCGAGGAGGAAGAAGGGUGAGAAGGGUCAAGGGGAGAAGGGUUGGAGUGAUGGGGAGAGUAAGCCUGUUACGGCGGAUUCUUCUGUCUAUGCGUCUGCGUAG
Messenger RNA from Pochonia chlamydosporia 170, 1029 nucleotides. RefSeq names its product RTA1 like protein family. The record is from RefSeq and is a predicted model, not a curated record. Bases 1 to 1029 code for a protein of 342 amino acids. The transcript has 2 exons. Lineage: Eukaryota; Fungi; Ascomycota; Sordariomycetes; Hypocreales; Clavicipitaceae. Gene Ontology annotation, cellular component: plasma membrane; fungal-type vacuole.